AUGCCGCUGGGGCUGCGCGGAAGGAAGAAGGCCAAGUGCAAGGAGGCGGCGGGGCUGAUGGACGCCGAGCCCCGGCCCCCCGCCCCCGCCCCCGGCCCCGGCCCCGGCCCCGGCCCUGCGCGCAGGCUGGUGUUCCACGCGCAGCUGGCGCACGGCAGCGCCACGGCCCGCGUGGAGGAUUUCACCAGCAUCCACGAGCUCUACGGCAGAAUCGCGGACGCGUACGACAUCGCGCGGUCCGAGAUCUUAUUUUGUACUUUAAACACACCUAGAAUUGACAUGGGAAAACUCCUAGGAGCACAAAUAGGUCUUGAAGACUUCAUAUUUGCCCAUGUGAAAGGGAUAACAAAGGAAGUGAAUGUGUAUAAAUCUGAGGAUUCCCUUGGACUCACCAUUACAGAUAAUGGUGUCGGCUUUGCUUUUAUCAAGAGAAUUAAAGAUGGCAGUAUCAUUGACUCAGUUAAAACGAUCUGUGUGGGGGAUCACAUUGAAUCCAUAAAUGGAGAAAAUAUUGUUGGGUGGCGUCACUAUGAAGUCGCUAAGAAGUUAAAGGAAUUAAAAAAAGAGGAACUCUUUACCUUGAAGUUAAUAGAACCCAAAAAGGCAUUUGAAAUUGGACCAAGGUCAAAAGCUGGAAAGACAGCAACAGAAAAAAUUGGGACUUCGAGAGGUACUCUUCGCCUGAGAUCAAAGGGUCCUGCCACAGUGGAAGAAAUGCCCUCCGAAGCCAAAGCAAAGGCGAUUGAAAAAGUUGAUGAUCUUCUUGAACUGUACAUGGGAAUUCGAGAUAUUGAAUUAGCUACCACCAUGUAUGAAGCUGGAAAGGACAAAAACAAUCCGGAUGAAUUUGCUGUGGCGCUUGACGAGACUCUAGGAGACUUCGCCUUUCCAGAUGAGUUUGUCUUUGAUGUGUGGGGAGCCAUUGGUGAUGCCAAAAAUGGAAGAUGAUGGUGUGGACCAUGCACAUGGAGGAAUGAACCAGGUUUCUUUCAAAAGAAGCCUUCAAAGAACUCUUUUGGAUACCUUUAUGAACUCUGGUUUAGUUUUAUGUGUAUGAGAUACAUUCUUUAAAGUAUGAUUUUGAUUUCUGGAUACUUUUUUAAUACAGUUGCUUAUGUAGUAUACUCAAGAUGAAUUAGUUAAAAUACGAUCCAUUUUAAUAUUUGUUCAAAAGCUUUUAAAAAUAAUUUAAAAGGAGCCAGGCAUGGUGGUGCAUGCCUUUAAUCCCAGCACUUGGGAGGCAGAG
Molecule: messenger RNA, 1246 nt
Organism: Nannospalax galili (Upper Galilee mountains blind mole rat)
Lineage: Eukaryota; Metazoa; Chordata; Mammalia; Rodentia; Spalacidae
Gene: Gipc2
Product: GIPC PDZ domain containing family member 2
Exons: 6
Coding region: 1-948 (315 amino acids)
Molecular function (GO): protein binding
Source: RefSeq, a predicted model, not a curated record